Seriola dumerili (greater amberjack) is the source of this 1468-nucleotide messenger RNA. RefSeq names its product glucose-6-phosphate 1-dehydrogenase-like. Gene Ontology annotation, molecular function: glucose-6-phosphate dehydrogenase activity; NADP binding. Gene Ontology annotation, cellular component: cytosol. The record is from RefSeq and is a predicted model, not a curated record. Bases 182 to 1468 code for a protein of 428 amino acids. NCBI's taxonomy places the organism in Eukaryota, Metazoa, Chordata, Actinopteri, Carangiformes, Carangidae. The transcript has 11 exons. Gene Ontology annotation, biological process: pentose-phosphate shunt, oxidative branch; glucose metabolic process.
CUGGACAAUAGUUGCUGGAGAGAAGAGGGUAUUUAUAUCACAAAGCUCGAGGAAGCGGUGACAUGAUGGCAUUUUUUCUUUGCAACAAUAGGUGGCAGCAUUAACUCAUGGAGUGUUUCUGCAAAGCAAGGAUGACAACUGAAAUUUCACCAUACUGUGUGGGUCAUGCAGCCACAGGGGAAUGAGAGUGGCCUCAGUAGGGAGUGAGCAGAUGGGGCAGAAGAUGAGCACUGAGCCUUUGACUCGCUCUGAGGUGUUUGGACAGCUCAGGAAGGAGCUCUACGGAGAGGAGCAGUCCACUUGUUCCAACACACACGUAUUUAUUAUCCUGGGAGCCUCUGGAGAUCUCGCUAAAAAGAAAAUCUACCCAACUUUGUGGUGGUUAUUCAGAGAUGGCCUCCUCCCAGAUGACACCUACUUUGUGGGUUUUGCCCGGUCUAACUUAACCGUGGAGGACAUCAAGACAGCAUGUCUGCCUCACAUGAAGGUCACUGAUGAAGAGAGUGAGUGUCUCUCAGCCUUCUUCAGUAAGAACUCCUACCUGAGCGGCAGGUAUGACGACGGCGGCUCCUUCGACCAACUCAACACCCAUCUGUCAUCUCUGCCUGGGGGGGGUGAUGCCAACCGACUCUUCUACCUGGCUCUGCCACCUACCGUCUACCACCAUGUCAGCACAAACAUCAGGGCCCACGGCAUGAGCCACAAAGGUUGGAACAGGGUUAUUGUUGAGAAGCCGUUUGGUCGUGACCUCCAGAGCUCACAGGAGCUGUCAGCCCACCUGUCCUCCCUGUUCACAGAGGACCAGAUCUACCGCAUUGAUCACUACCUGGGCAAAGAGAUGGUCCAGAACCUCAUGGUGCUCAGGUUUGGAAAUCGCAUCUUUGGGCCAAUAUGGAACAGGAACAGCGUGUCCUGUGUGGUUCUGACCUUUAAGGAACCUUUUGGCACUCAGGGCCGCGGAGGAUACUUUGAUGACUUUGGUAUCAUUCGAGAUGUCAUGCAGAACCAUCUCCUCCAGAUGCUCUGUUUGGUUGCAAUGGAGAAACCUCCUUCCACCAGCCCCGAUGACGUGAGGGAUGAAAAGGUGAAGGUAUUGAAGUGUAUAGCUCCCGUUGCAGUGCCAGAUGUGGUGCUCGGCCAGUAUGUGGGGGACCCUGAAGGGGAGGGCCACUCCAAGCUGGGUUACCUUGAUGACCCCACCGUACCAAAAGGCUCCUGCACACCAACUUUUGCCACUGCAGUGCUCUACGUUCAGAAUGAAAGAUGGGAUGAGCACCUGAAGAUCCAACUGGAGGACUAUGUGCGUCAGCUGAAGAUCGUCCGAGUAGUGAGGCAGCUGGAAAGGAAGGGCCUCAUCACAGCCAGGCUGCUGGGUGCCAGCCUGGCUCAGGGAGAAAUUCUCACCUUUCUCGACGCACACUGCUCCUACCACUUCCUGUCGUGGAUGACGGCUGAUCAUUACUGGUGA